Molecule: messenger RNA, 4014 nt
Organism: Dermochelys coriacea (leatherback sea turtle)
Lineage: Eukaryota; Metazoa; Chordata; Testudines; Dermochelyidae
Gene: SFRP4
Product: secreted frizzled related protein 4
Exons: 7
Coding region: 1839-2735 (298 amino acids)
Biological process (GO): canonical Wnt signaling pathway; non-canonical Wnt signaling pathway
Cellular component (GO): cytoplasm
Molecular function (GO): Wnt-protein binding
Source: RefSeq, a predicted model, not a curated record
CUUCCCUGCUACCUUUCCUGCCGCAGGCACUGCGUAUGAGGUAGAUCGCCCCAAUUCUGUAGCUGGAUUUUAAUACCAGUGCUAUAGGAGGGGAGACUUCAUCUGAUGCCAGGGUCAGGGCUAGGGGGCAGCACAUGAUGCCAAUGCCACAGCUGGGAGCUCUGCACCUGAUGUAAUACUCGGACUAGGAAUACUGGAUAUUAAGCCUGUAUUGAUAUCCGUUUCAUAUACCUCUUUAUGUUCAGCCCUGUACGUUUUCUCCUUGAAGGCUUGAUUAAGAUAAAAAGGAAGCAAACAAUAUAUAUGUUAAUGUCAUUGCUCAGUUUACUUAUAAUGAUCACAUAUUUCUUAUUCAGCGAAAAAAAGGGACGAUAUGUGCUUUAAAAUACAUUCAUGCCCGUGCUCCAUAUAUAAACCAGAAUAGGAAAGUAGACACUUUUCAGCAAGGAGCAAAGUGGCCACUUGUUUGGGAAGUUGAUGGUUUGCUUGCUUCACAUUUGGACCCUAUAUUUUUGCUUUGUCUUUGACAGGAGCAUCUGUGAUGUGGAAUUGGAUUGUGAGCAAGUCUGAUCACUUUUUCCUCUGUGUUCUGUGCGUGUGUACGGUCAAGGGUUCCUGUACCGUGGGGAAAGCACGUAUUUGAGCAUACAAUUUUGCUGCUCCCCAAAUUCCUACUAGUCUCAAAGCAGAGCUACUAACCGAAGGACUGGAAGCUGCAGCCAGUUUUAUCAUAUCGACAUAUAUUCGUGUUCAUUUGUUGUGUGUUUGGGGCUCAUGGAGGAAGGGAGUUGAAGAAUGAUCUGCUUAGAGAGACCUGUCUAAAAUGUUGCUUUUGAGGGAAAACAUUUCACUUGGCACCUGCUCUCCAAUGGCUAAUAGCAUCACCCCCUUCCCCCAAACGUAGCCGUUCUUCCCCCAUUUGCCUUGGAGAGCCCUUGGCCUAGGUUUGCUGUCUCCUCCUGAGCAGUUUCCUAGAAAAGAGGGGGAGAGACUAACAUAGGUUAUAAAGUACACACAGGGAACUUGAGGUGAGGGCGCUGCUGCUACAAAUAGGAAAGCACAUCAACCUGAGUUUACUGAAAAUGCAUCCUACAAAAGAAUCUUAAUGAGAGGGGAUGGGAAAUUGCUCCCCUAGGAGGGCUACAGUCUGCCUUCAGUUACAUCCCCGCUAUGCCAGGGACUGCAAUAUGCCAUUGUUCUCAGCGGAGUUGCACAGUUGAACUGAGGGCAGAAUUUGGUCCCUGGUAAUCAAGGAUGAAAUGCAAAUUUUUUAAUAAAUUGUAAAUCCGGAGCAAUUCCAGUGAACACUCUGGGGUUACUCCUGAAUUACACCGAUGUAAAAGUAGAAUUUCGUCAAUGAAAACCUCGGCGUUCAGACUAAUGAAAGGGACAAAACGACUCGAAGGUGAACGGUCUGCACUGUUUUCUAAAACUCUGGCGGCUGCUGGUUUGUGACACAAAGUGCUUUUGAAAAAUUUUAAAUAAUAUAUCUUCCCCUCGCACCGAUUCCUUUGCUGAUCCGCUUUAUGGGGAGAUUGUACGAGGGCGAAGUGGGUAGCUAAUGGGCUUUCUCACAGCAGGUGCAACACGACUAUUGGAGCUGUGCAUUGAGGUUCACUCGAGGCUCGGAUUGGCUGCUGCUGCUGCCCCACCCAAGAUCGUUUCCAGAAAAAUGAUAGGGAAGAACGGGGAUAGACCAGCAUCUCUUUAGCCCUUUCCACUGAAAGCUGAGUGAGCGACAGGAUCAGCCUGUGAGAUUGAUUACCCAAGACUUCGGGAGAGGAAGCCGAGAAUCUCCGGAGCGCCAGACUUUAGUCCCGCAGCUAAAGGCUGGGAAAAUGCUAGCAACCUUGGCAGCGCUCUUUCUGUGGCUGCGGGUCAGCAUAGGGGUGCAUGGUGCUCCCUGCGAGGCUGUGCGCAUCCCCAUGUGCGAGACCAUGCCCUGGAACAUCACCAGGAUGCCCAAUCACCUGCACCACAGUACCCAGGAGAAUGCCAUCCUGGCCAUCGAGCAGUAUCAAGAGCUGGUGGACAUCAGCUGCAGCCAGGUGCUCAGCUUCUUCCUGUGCGCCAUGUAUGCCCCUAUCUGCACCCUGGAGUUCCUCCACGACCCCAUCAAGCCCUGCAAAUCUGUGUGCCAAAGAGCCCGCGAUGGAUGCGAGCCCAUCAUGAAGAGGUACAACCACAGCUGGCCCGAAAGCCUGGCUUGCGAUGACCUGCCUGUGUACGACCGAGGGGUCUGCAUAUCUCCUGAAGCCAUAGUCACCGAUGUCCCUGAAGAUGUGAAGUGGAUGGAUUUUACUCAAGAUGUAAUGGUCCAAGAAAAACCUCAUGAGUCUAAUUGCAAGAAUCUAAACCCUGCUCGAUGCAAGUGCCGGAAGAUAAAGCCUACCCUAACAACAUACCUGACCAAAAACUACAGCUACAUUAUUCAUGCUAAAGUAAAGGGAGUAGAGAGAGGUAGCUGCAAUGAAAUAACUACAGUGGUCGAAGUGAAAGAGAUAUUUAAAUCUUCAGUGCCCAUUCCUCGGUCUCAAGUGCCUCUUCUUACUAAUUCAUCCUGCCAGUGUCCACAUCUUCUCCCAAAUCAAGAUGUUCUCAUUAUGUGUUAUGAAUGGCAUUCAAGGUUGAUGCUUCUUGAUGGAUGUUUAGUUGAAAAAUGGAAGGAUCAGCUAGAUAAAAGAUAUAAGAGGUUGGAACAGAGACUGCAGAACAAAAGUGCGAACAGCCCAUGAUAAAAAUAAGAACGUUGGACCGCACUGGUCGAGUGGUGCACUACAAAACUGAACACUAAGAACCCAGCCCAGUGCUGGGGACCCCCAAAAAAAAACCCACUAAAAUAAGAAAUGUCAAGAAAGAAGCAACCCCCCAAAAAGUAUGAGUUAUGAAUUUCUCUAAGAGAAGACUUUCUUGCAUGAUGAGGUGUCACAAACUGGCUUGAGUGGCAUGUGUAUUACUUCCAAACUCAUCAACUGAGGUAUGCUGCAUAGACAAUUUUUUGUAGCACUUACUUUUAAAUGUUUGCUUUUUAUUUUAAGCCACUGCAAAACCAUAGAUUGUGGGUUUGCACUGAUGUGUGGUAGGCAUAUUAAAGCUGAUUGAUGCGCUUAUCAUAUUCAGCAGCAGUCGAACGCAUAGUUUACCAAAAAGCAUCGGGAUAUGCAUUAUCCAAUUUUUUGUGUGUGCCAUAAAUAUCUUUCACUAUUAGGGUUUGAACUGUGUGUGUUUGUGUAGCAAAAAACACAUCGCAAGGAAACUUUAUUUUUAUUGUACUUCAGGCUGGCUUCUGUUAUAACUUUAAAUAUAUUUAAACAUUUAGAUGAAAGAUCAAUUUUUUAAAAGGAACAAAUUAAAGUGAAACAAAACCAUAGAGUGCUUAACAGUAACAUUUACACGUUUGCCAUUUGCUGAAAUAUGGCUUUGUUAUGAAAAGUGAUUUAAAACAACUGGAAGGAAAAUAUUAUUGUUACUGUAAACAUGCCCUUCAGUUACUCUGUAGUGCAGAUGUUAAAACAUUCAAGAGAGGGACUAGUGUAUCUCAGGAGUAAAGUGGGCAAUUAACCAUUUUACCACUGGAGACCUGAUUUUAAAUUCUGCUUAGAUCACACAAGCAAAUGAGAUUGCUAUUCCCUGUUCAUAAAUUCCUCUACACUACUACACAGUUUGGCACAACUGGAAGGCACUUGUAUUGAACAACGUCCAGGACAACGUUGAUGCAGCUACUCAUGUGCUUAUGGAUAAGCAUGUGCUUAAAUGCUUUGCUGGGUCAGGGCUUAAAAUUGCAAAGGUGUGAGGUAACUUAAAUAUGAGGUACAUUGGCAAAACUCUGUGGUGCAGUUUACGCUGCUCCUGACUGCAUUUUACCUGGCUCAAGCCAUUGCUACUAUUUUUUGCUAACACCUAUUUAAUGCCAUUGCCUAAUGAACAUUUAGCUGUGAAAGUUUCAGUACCCACGAGCUUUAAUUAAGGAGUUAGAGCUCACAACAAAUGUCUCAGAGAACCCCCAGAAAUCUU